Messenger RNA from Seriola aureovittata, 3221 nucleotides. RefSeq names its product RAB35, member RAS oncogene family b (gene rab35b). Gene Ontology annotation, biological process: endocytic recycling. Gene Ontology annotation, molecular function: GTP binding; GTPase activity. The coding region runs from base 255 to 860 and encodes 201 amino acids. NCBI's taxonomy places the organism in Eukaryota, Metazoa, Chordata, Actinopteri, Carangiformes, Carangidae. The record is from RefSeq and is a predicted model, not a curated record. The transcript has 6 exons. Gene Ontology annotation, cellular component: endosome membrane; plasma membrane.
GGGUGCAGCACCAGCAGAGGAGGAAGCGGAGUUUCCGGCUGUUUGCAGCGGAGGGAGAGGAUUGCUGACGCCGCGAAACCCCGAGAAAAACGCCGCCGGCUCGGGGGCUAAGAGUUUCUAGCAUCUGUAGUGGUCGUUUUCUUUCAUAUCGGGGGAUCUGGGGGCAGGUGAUUCUUUUUACGGGCCCAGGGGGUCGGACAGCAAACCGAGUAGAAGAAGCGGCACAAGGCGGGGGUGAGCCACCAGCUACCGGCAUGGCCAGGGACUACGAUUACCUCUUCAAGCUGCUCAUCAUCGGUGACAGCGGAGUGGGGAAGAGCAGUCUCCUCCUGCGAUUUGCAGACAACACAUUUUCAGGUAGCUAUAUCACCACGAUUGGGGUGGACUUUAAGAUCCGGACGGUGGAGAUCAACGGGGAGAAGGUGAAGCUACAGAUCUGGGAUACAGCAGGGCAGGAGCGCUUUCGCACCAUCACCUCCACAUACUACAGGGGAACACAUGGGGUCAUAGUGGUAUACGACGUCACGAGUGCCGAGUCCUUUGUCAACGUUAAACGAUGGUUACAUGAAAUCAACCAGAACUGUGACGACGUGUGCCGAAUAUUAGUGGGAAACAAGAACGACGACCCCAACUCCAAGGUGGUCGAGACGACUGACGCACAGAAGUUCGCUGAGCAGAUGGGAAUCAACCUGUUUGAGACGAGUGCAAAAGAGAACAUCAACGUUGAAGAGAUGUUCAACUGCAUCACAGAGCUAGUGCUAAGAGCCAAAAAGGAGGUGCUCGCCAAGCAGCAGCAGCAGCAACAGAACGACGUGGUCAAACUCACCCGGAACAGUAAACGAAAGAAAAAGUGCUGCUAGCAAACUCAAGCUAUCCACACAAGGCCGGCGGCGUCUUUUCUUCACACACACACACACAAACACACACAAACACACACACGCACACACAAGUGGGACUCAGAGCGUCUAAAUUAAAUAGCAGAUAAAGAUUUAAUAAAUAUACAGUGAAAGAUAAAAAAAAUGAAUAAAUAAAUGGAGAAAAAAAAAUGUCCCCUUUGGACAAACUAAUCAAGAAGACUUUAAAAAAAAAAAAAAUGUACAGAUUUUAUCAGACGUCAGAUCAAGUUUUAUUUGGAAUUCAGCAGAUGGGCACUAUUGACCUGAGGUCCUCCUUUCUUUAAGGAUCUGCGAGCUGACAACUGACUGCCAUAAUUCUCAGAUUUAUAUCCACAUAAUCCCCGUAUUCUUUCAUCAGUAUCUCAUCUCUCCUUCUCAUUCCACUGCACACGGGACAUUCAGAGUCGAGUCAGACUCUGCGCCUGAGGAGAAGGAGGGUCCACCAGUUUUUUUUCUUUGGAUCUAUUUGUUUUGUUUCUUUCUAGUUUUAUUUUUGGGGGGGCAGAAUGGGGAGGGGGUGGGGCUGUUUUUGGUUGGUCAGGCGGUGGUCUUUGGGAUUGGCGUCUGAGUAAAGGCGGAGGUCUCGACACCUCUCUACAAGUUUCAGCAUUUCAGACACCUGUGUUACCACGGCUCACGCCAACAGAUCAUGAACUGCUAGAUUUUGUUUUAUUUGACUUGAUGGGGAAAAAAAAAAACACAUGGAUGAUGAUGAUGAUGAUGGUGGUGAAGAUGAUGAUGAAGAUGAUUGGUAGACAACCUUUAGCAACUAAUCCGAUGGACAGAACUGGUGACUUUCUCGUGUUUGUUUGUUUUUUUUUUGUUUAUGUUUUGCCAAGCUCCCCCCCCCCCCCCCCCCCCCCAACCCCCAGUAGUGCUGAGCCAACGAUAACUGAUUUUAUUUUGUUCUUUUUUGUCCUUUUGUUCAAGUGCAGCAGAGCAGUUGAACCACUCCUGCAGCUCUCAGACGUUCAGCUCUGACAGCACCGGUCACUGCAGUCUUACUAUGCUUUUAAACCUUUUCCUCCACUUUUUUUUUUUUUUUAAAGAUACUGCCAAUAUAAUAGAAAAGAAAUUAUCAGGAGCUCAGUGGCGCCUCUCAUUGGACUGUUGCCAUAGUGACCCCUGGUCGGCCCAGAGGCAGGGUGAAUGAGGGUCUGAUUGGACCCUGUUGAGUCUCCAAGAAGCGCUAAGGGCUAAGCCCCCUCCCACCCUCCCACCCUCUUAUUCUGUAUCUCUGCAGCACCGGCCUUCUUCCACCCGACACCCACAUAUCAGCACCUCUCACAGCGACGGACUCGCCUCCUGUACUCGGUCACUCACGCUGCACGAGGAGACUCUUACUCUGGAAACUGGCCUCUCUUAGUCAUCGCGGUGACCUCACAUCCAUAGCAGACUCAUUGCCCUUGGUUUCUGAACAUGUAACACUUUGUUUGAAGGGGUAUUUAAAAGGUAAUGCCUGACAUGCAUUUAGACUGUCAAGGAUUUACUGUGUUUCCUGAAUAUUCUCAACAGUUAACUGAUGUUAAAGUCUGAUGUUGUUUUCUGCUCUUCUUUGUCACACCCCCCUACUACCUGUUCAAUUGAAGUGUUACCAGAUAGUGUUUUUUGGCGUCCAUGAUGAGAGUGUGGCAGAAAGUGGGACUGUUAAUGUAAGAACAAAUGUGGAUGAACUGCAGCAGCUGGAACUCAGUGUGUUUGGGCCUGAGCUCCUCUCCCUCUCCACGUGCACCGCUAGGGUUUGUCGCAGAGGCGAAGCAUCACACAAUGUCUAUUACUGACAUAUUUUUUUCUUUAUUUUGAAUUGGGAGAGUAAUAAAUGGAGAGAGAGCCGUAGGUAUUGGCUAAGAUCCUGUUGGAAAUGUUUCGUCUUCACCCUCUGGGCAGACUCUGGCAGGCGGUUUGGGAUCCUGAUAAACGUCGAGAGGUCGCUCUGACCUCCAGGGCCUAGAGAUGGUAUCAAAUCUCACACUUUAUGAUUUCUAUUCAUCAAUGUGUAUGUAUAUAUAAAUAUAUUUGUGUGUUUAUAUUCAAUAUAGAACAUACACACAUAAUUAGCACACCAAACUGCGCAUGUGCAAAACAUGCCCCGUGUGCUAUGGUUGAAACACACUCGUCAGCUGUGGUUUGCUGUACACUGGAGAAAAAGAGAUGUACUAUUCAUUUUUCCCUACAUGAAUUUAAUCAGUAAUAAACAUUUUAAAAGAAUAAAUAUUUGACACAUAAUGACUGAUCUCAUUUGUCAAUGAUUUGAGACUUGGUCUUAACUUCAUUUUGAACCUGUCUUUUUAUUUUUUUCUGUGAAUAAAAUUUUAUGGAAGUGUG